Ambispora gerdemannii is the source of this 411-nucleotide messenger RNA. NCBI's taxonomy places the organism in Eukaryota, Fungi, Glomeromycota, Glomeromycetes, Archaeosporales, Ambisporaceae. The record is from the annotation of a GenBank genome assembly.
AAUCCACCACGACCACAGAACAGUUGGAUUAUUUUUCGAAAAGAUUAUGAAGCAACUUUACGUCGUCGUAGCUCUGACGUCAAACAAGAAGUCAAACACACGGCUCAUGAAUGUAGCUUGAAGUGGAGACAGUUGUCGAGUGAGGUCAAGCAUUUCUUCAAAAUAUUGGAGAAAAUAGCUUGCGAGAAUCACAAGCGCAUAUAUCCUAAUUAUAAGUAUAAGCCGAAAAAUGCGAAAAAUUCAAACUGCAAAAAAUUCAUUUUUCGAGAACAAAAAAAAUAUCCAGUCAGUCCAUUGUCACCCUCGUUAACAUCAAUUCGCACUGACAUCGUUACGACAACCAUCGAUACUCUUCCUUCUGUGAUCAAUGCUAAUUCCUCAACUCUACCUCCUACGAUCAACGACGAUGCU